This is a messenger RNA of Hansenula anomala, 1461 nucleotides long. RefSeq lists its product as uncharacterized. The coding region runs from base 1 to 1461 and encodes 486 amino acids. NCBI's taxonomy places the organism in Eukaryota, Fungi, Ascomycota, Saccharomycetes, Phaffomycetales, Wickerhamomycetaceae. The transcript has a single exon. The record is from RefSeq and is a predicted model, not a curated record.
AUGGCUUUGGGCAACUAUCCUGUUCACUUAUCAGAAUUAGCAGGUUAUUCGAAAGAAGAGCUAUCUACUAUGUUGGUUGAAUUUUCUAGAAGCAAUGCUCGAAUGAAGGACGAAAUAGCCUCAUUAAACCAAAAUCUUCAGAAUGCAGUGAUAUAUCAGCAACAAAGAGAAGCCAAUUUCGGAUUAAUUGUGCGCAGUUUUGAGUAUACGCUACAAUUUAGAGAUCAAUGGAUCAGAGAACUUAGGGCCGAACGUUGGAAACAACAAUGUCGAUUGGAUGAGUUAUGUUUUGUGGCUGCUUUCUCCAGUGAUGAUGAAAGUCGGGAUGACGAUGAAUAUCUCAAUAUUCAUAAAAGAAGGAAAAUGAGGGAAGAACAUCAUCAAAGCAGCAAUGAUGAAGCCAUUCACAGCACUGUGGGAAAGGAAAGUGAAGAUGAAGAAGAUGUGGUGCGCCAUGAAAGAGAAAAAGAGAAUGAGGUUGAACAGGAAGUAGAAGAAGUAGAAAAUGAAGUAGACGUAGAAGAGGAAGAAGAACAUGAAGUAGAAGAAGAUGAAGAAGAGGUAGUAGAAGUAGAAGAGGAUGAAGAAGAUGAAGAAGAGGUAGUAGAAGUAGAAGAAGAUGAAGAAGAUGAAGAUGAAAAAGAGGAAGAGGAAGAAGAAGAAGAAGAAAUUCAAAUACAUGGUUAUGGAAUUUGUCACGAAGAGGUCGUUGUGCCAAUGCUGAAAGAUAUUUCUCACAUCAAAGAUCUAGUUAAAUCAGGCACCCAUUUUCCCAACUUGAAAGAUUGUCUACUCAAUUGCUUUACCUAUUAUGGGUUGUAUCUUAAAUUUCCAUUUUUUUGUGAUCAAAAAUCAAGAACAGCAAAUGAGAAAAACCAAACCAUAAGUAAUACAAGGUAUUAUUCGUGUUGCUGUUGCAGGAGCAGAUUGUUUUUGGUAACUAUUCCCAAAAAAGAAGCAGGCUGCACUCUCACAUUAUUAUCUGAAAGGAAGCAUGAAUGUGACAUGGAGGAUCUUUAUACUAAUUAUCGAGAUUAUUACACAAACAAAAAGAAGCUAGCACCUAAAACAAUUGAGAACAAGGUUGAACUUUUAGUGGACAUGGGCGAUGCAAUAUGUGAUGAAAUCACUUAUAUUUGGGCUUUUUCUAUACUGGAGAAAUUCAUUCCACCUGAAUUAGAUUUUCAACUUGAACAAAUUAUAAACAUAGUGAAGUUUCAUAAAGAAUUGUUUAUUUCAGAUCAUAUUUCAAGUGAUGAACAAAUUGAAGCAAUUAAAGAUGUUUCUUUGGAUGUUUUCCUCAGCAUCAAUUCACUGGAUGAUCAUGAACUAUUUAGAUGCACAAAUCGUGUUUUCUGCAGAAGUAAUUCGUGUGAACAAACAAAGGAAAAUUAUAAACAACAGGCUCAAAAGAUUUUUGCAAAAUUGUUACAUUUAAACAUGCUUAGAAAACACCAUUAA